Messenger RNA from Lucilia sericata (common green bottle fly), 2384 nucleotides. RefSeq names its product polycomb protein PHO. The record is from RefSeq and is a predicted model, not a curated record. The coding region runs from base 321 to 2237 and encodes 638 amino acids. Gene Ontology annotation, molecular function: RNA polymerase II cis-regulatory region sequence-specific DNA binding; DNA-binding transcription factor activity, RNA polymerase II-specific. Gene Ontology annotation, biological process: regulation of transcription by RNA polymerase II. Lineage: Eukaryota; Metazoa; Arthropoda; Insecta; Diptera; Calliphoridae. The transcript has 2 exons. Gene Ontology annotation, cellular component: PcG protein complex; transcription regulator complex.
AGCAUUUUGGCAUUUAGUGUGAUGAAGAAGAGGAGAUAAUAUACAGGAAAAAAUAAAAAAAUAUAUCGAAGAGCCAUUUUGGAAAAUACAAUUCCGCCAUAUUUUACCGGCUUUUUUCAAAAUAUUUACAUUUUUAUAAAAUGUAAACAAACCCAAAAGUUGUAUAAAUUUUGAAAUUAUAAAAUAAAACCCAGAUAUUAAGUGAAAGGUCGCCUGUGUCGCAGCCUCAAAAAGUAUAUAGAGACAGACGAGUGGUUCUAGCAACGCGUCUGCAAACGACAAAAGUAGUGAAAAAAUAAAAACAAACGAAAUUAAAUACAAUGAUGAAUGGCCACAAUUUCGCCUUGGGCUCUGGCAGCUCAGCACCCAUUGUGAAUAAUUUGUCAUUGGCAUCGGCCGCAGUGCCUGUCUCUCAUAGUGCUACAACUUCACCCUUGUAUUUCACGCACAUCUUACCGAGCAACACUACGAUAAUCGAACAGCCCUAUUCCACGGAUCUAGAAGAGCAAAUUGGCAGCAGCUGUGGUGCAGUGGGCGAAAGUUUUCUCAUAGAAGAAAUCAUCGAUGAACGUGAUGAAGAGGGUAAUAUAGUUAUAGACACGGGCGAAUUCUUUAUAUCCGGCGACAGUAUACAAUAUUAUGCAGUUCCUGAAUCGAUGCCGCCGCAAAUAAUAAUGCAGCCCUCGAAUUCAUCGUCUACAGAUUCGCUGGCAGCCUAUACGGCCGAAUGUGUUGUGCAGGGAGGAGGAGGCGGCGAAGAAAUCUUACCAGACUCUACGGAUGCCAAUGAAGUGUUUGAUGAAUACGUAACGGCACAAUUAAAUUUGGACAGCAAUCAAUUUGAUAUUACAUCCCAACACCUGAUGGCAACAAGUCACAUUAAAAUGGAACAUUUGGUGGACAACAGCCACAAUCCAAUGGUGAUUAAGCAAGAGAAGACGGACGACCCAAAUUAUAUGUGUAAAAACAAUAAGGAAAGAAGAGAGAAACAGCGAUUAAAUGAAAAAUUAAAAAAGUCACAGACUACCAAACGUUGGAAGCAAACAAAAGUGCCCAUACGCAUAACACAAGAUGAAUUCAAUGUCACCCUAUGGUCAGCACUCAAUUCAGAAGAUGAAGAUGGAGAAGAGGAAGACGUAGAAGAAGCGCCCGAAGAGAAUAAUAUCGAAAGCGAGCUUAAUCAUGUUAACAUGAAAAAGGAGACAUUUAACUUGGAAACGAAUGAUAUGUUAUUGAAAUCCAGCACGCUAGAAGAAGCGGAACAACAGGUCCAUAAUAUUUUAAUGAACGAAACUAGUAGCAAAGUUCAUGUACAUGAAGGCCUCUCGCCGGCGGAAUAUGUCAUAGUUCCUGAUCCUUUUACCGGUGACAUAGUCGAAGAAGAAGUAGAAACAGCAAAUGAGAGUAUUAUCGAAGAUAUAAAAACUGAAGAAACCCUAUUAAGCACUAAAUCAAAUGAUUUUACUUUGAUACAAAAUCAAGAUCAUCAGAUAAACGAAACUGAAUUAACAGAAACUUUUCCAACUGCACCAACCGUCUUCAACGAUAGCAAUAAUCUAUUAUCAUGUCCGCAAACGUCUGCUGAAGUAGAGGCAACAGUCAAACUGAAAAGUCCGCCGGCUAAAAAAGCAAUAAGCACGCCUUCAAAGAAAACCACAAGUGCUACUACUACAUCUACUACCACAUCACCACCACCAGCAACUGCUAAUACACCUGCUUACACAACAUCUGCCACCGCCUCGGGGACAGUGACAGUGUUUCGCUGCACAUUUCGAAACUGUAAUAAAGAGUUUCGCAAUCACUCAGCCAUGCGUAAACACUCCGCAACCCAUGGGCCGCGCGGUCAUGUUUGUGCUGAGUGUGGCAAAUCUUUUGUAGAAAGUUCAAAACUAAAACGUCAUCAAUUGGUGCAUACGGGCGAAAAACCCUUUGAGUGUACAUUUGAAGGUUGUGGCAAACGUUUCUCCCUCGACUUUAACUUGCGUACACACGUUCGUAUACAUACUGGUGAUCGACCCUAUCAUUGUCCAGUCGAAGGUUGCCACAAAUGUUUCGCCCAGUCCACAAAUCUCAAGAGUCACAUGUUGACUCAUUCAAAACCGAAACGUAAAUGGCCCAGGCCGGUAAAUAAUAAACCCCUACUAGCACGUUAUGGCCGUCUUGAAUUGGGUGAAAAUCCUGAUUUAGUAUAUUUGGAAACUAAUGAACAAUACGGUCCUAUUUUAGAUAAUUCAUAAACCAUUUUAUUCUUUCUUCUCUUGUGUUUUAUUUCUUUGCAAUUUUUCACUGUAUAGUAUUGUAAAGUUACGUGGAAAAAUAACAACUUUUUAGCAUACAUUUUUUUGAAAAUUUUUUAAACGAAUUAUAAAUUUGUAAAUUUUUAU